Sceloporus undulatus (fence lizard) is the source of this 5584-nucleotide messenger RNA. RefSeq names its product neuronal pentraxin 1 (gene NPTX1). The transcript is spliced from 5 exons. Lineage: Eukaryota; Metazoa; Chordata; Lepidosauria; Squamata; Phrynosomatidae. Gene Ontology annotation, cellular component: neuron projection; plasma membrane. The record is from RefSeq and is a predicted model, not a curated record. Bases 53 to 1399 code for a protein of 448 amino acids. Gene Ontology annotation, biological process: axonogenesis involved in innervation.
UGCGCAGCCCUCCGCGGGACAGCUCCAUGGUGCUGGCGGUGCCUCCAGGGCCAUGCCUACUGCUGCCGCUGCGGGGACCCUUUCGGCCAUGGGGGCCUCUGCCCUCCGCUGGAGCCUGCUCCUGACCUCCCUGGCCUUCCUAAGGGGCUGCUGCGGACAGAGUUUCGGCCAGACGCGCUUCAUCUGCACCUCUGUGCCGGUGGACAUGGACAUGUGCACCUCUUCUAUGCAGAGCGGGGCAGGAGGGGGCCCCGGAGGAGAGGACCUGAAGAGCACCGUCCUCCAGCUGCGGGAGACGGUCCUCCAGCAGAAGGAGACCAUUAUGAACCAGAAGGAGACCAUCCGGGAGCUGACCACCAAACUGGGCCGCUGCGAGAGCCAGAGCCUCGUGGAAGGGGCAGGCGGCGAAGGCGGCCGGAGGAAGCAGCCCGGGGCCUCCGGCAAGAACACCAUGGGAGACCUCUCCCGCACCCCCGCCGCAGAGACCCUCAGCCAGCUGGGCCAGACCCUCCAGUCUCUCAAGACCCGCCUGGAAAACCUGGAGCAAUUCAGCCGGAUGAAUUCCUCCAGCCAAACCAAUUCCCUGAAGGAUAUCCUCCAGAACAACAUCGACGAUUUAGAGAAGCAAGUCCUCUCUCGGAUUAACAGCCUGGAGGAAGGGAAGUACAACCCCAAGAACGAGUCGGAGGAAAGAGGGAAGAUCGAGAGCACCUUGACUUCCCUGCACCAAAGGAUCAGUGACUUAGAGAAAGGCCAGAAAGAUAAUAGGCCAACAGACAAGUUUCAGCUGACUUUCCCCUUGCGAACCAACUACAUGUACGCCAAGGUGAAGAAAAGCCUUCCUGAGAUGUACGCCUUUACUAUCUGCAUGUGGAUAAAAUCGAACGCUUCCCCUGGUGUCGGUACACCCUUCUCUUAUGCAGUACCUGGGCAAGCCAAUGAGUUAGUCCUUAUUGAGUGGGGCAACAAUCCCAUGGAGAUCCUUAUUAAUGACAAGGUAGCAAAGCUUCCUUUUGUUAUUAAUGAUGGAAAAUGGCACCACAUCUGCAUCACAUGGACAACCCGUGAUGGUGUCUGGGAGGCUUACCAGGAUGGCACACAACGGGGCAAUGGGGAAAACCUGGCCCCAUAUCAUCCCAUCAAGCCACAAGGGGUCCUUGUUCUGGGUCAGGAACAGGAUACCCUUGGAGGUGGGUUUGACGCCACCCAAGCAUUUGUGGGAGAACUGGCCCAUUUCAACAUCUGGGACCGAAAGCUCACCCCAGGGGAGAUCUACAACCUUGCCACCUGCAGCACCAAAGCCCUCUCUGGUAGUGUCAUAGCCUGGUCUGAGACCAACAUUGAUAUUUAUGGUGGAGCCACCAAAUGGACAUUUGAAGCCUGUCGUCAGAUCAACUAAAAGUGCUGUUUCUCCCCUUUCCCGUUUCAGAUUCAUUUCACCCUUGGUUAACAGACAUUCUCCCCCAUUCAGGAAUGAAUUAUGGACAAAUAUAUUUUCUUUUUGCUGACUUUCUUCCUUUAAAAAAACCUAUUAUUUCUCCUAAAGAAUCAAUCACUUUUUAAUUAAUUAAUUUUUUUUGGUCUAGGAGACUUGAGUCAAGUCUUCUCUAAGGCAACUGGGAACCUUGUACCCUGGCAAGUAGGGGAGGGGAGUUCACUGUUUUUCUCCCCUCCCUUUUUGUUCUUAUUUCCCCCCAUUUGGAUCAAGACUUUUUUCCCUUUCCUUUUUGCUUUCCAAAGUCUCAUUAUAAAUGGUCUAAUUUUUCUGGCUUGCCAACUUCAUUUUGAAGCCUGAGUGCCUUUGGGCUGGUGCAACUCUUUCAGCACAUUUCUCUUCAUUUGCAUAUACUUUCUAAAAGGAUUGCUACUCUACUCAAAAUCUUUAAAGCAGCCAUUCACCUGUGGGCAGAUCUUUUAUUUUCCUUUUGUAUUAAAAAUUAUUCUCUGAGCGAUAGGAGGAUAAAAAUGCUUUUGAAUGACACAUGAAGGUGGCUUGACUAGAUUUGGGGUGUGUAGGGGGAACAGGACUGUUCUUUUAAACUCUUCAGGUUCCCCUCGUGGUCCCCCACUAACUGGCCAUGGCCAGAGCACAACAGAGCCAUCUUUGCCCCCUAAGGGUAUACGUGAGACUCAGGAGCAUUGCCAGGCCUAGGAUACUAGACGGCUUGUCUAGAUCCUGGCUUAUUAUAUGUAGGAGCCUCCCUCUCCUAUCUCUUUUAAAGGAGCUGCAAAACAGCUCCCUUUCCUAUUCUGCCUUCAUUUUGCUGUACAGCCUAGAGGAUCUGCCUCUGUUAGCCAUCACAAAGCCUAGUCAUAGUCCAGAUAGCCCUUCUGCCCAAGAUGUUUAAUCACUGUUUCUCCCAAAACUCUGUGGCCCACAGAUGGCAGAGAAUCCCCCUCUUUCCCCUCAUUUCUUGCUCAUUCCCCAGCAGGCUGUGACUUGCCUUCCCUUCCAGAAGUCCUUACACCCUGGGCCUCUGGCAGAAUACUUGGCUGGGAGGUGGGGUUAUUUUCUUAUUGCUGUAUGAAACAUUCCCAUCCCCUUUACCAGUGCUCCUUUACUCUAAGAGCCAUAAACCUGAAGGGCUGGGGGGGGGAGGGGGGCGUGGGUAGUGGCCGUGGGCUGCAAAGCAUGCCGUUGCAGUCCGAUUCCCAUGGCCAUAACUGCUGAGCUGAGACUUUUGCCUUUGAAAUACCAAUUGGGUUCACUGCCGGGGGCAGGAUGUAUAGAGCAAUACGCCUUGCCUGUCCCCCCCUGUGUUUAUUGGGCCCAAUGGGAUGUGAGGUAUCCUUUGCGUUCAUAAAGGUUAAGAGGUCUUCCUUCACAAAAGGAAGAAGGGAACUGUUUUGAGAGAGAGGUUUUAAGCAAACUUGCAAAGAAACUGGACAAAAGGCAAAUCCUGGUCUCAUCCCCAAAGCCUUGGGGGUGGGGAGAAUAAGGAAGAAACAGGGCCUCUCAGUACAUCUCUUUGCUCAAGUGUCGGAAAAAAGCCUGCCCUAGAUUUUAUUUUAAAAAAACAGCAACAUCACAAGGAAUGACUAAUGGGUUGUAUGAGUAUGGGGGGCCUUCCCAAACCCAUCAAGGCUGACAGCAUGCAUUUCUUAUUUUAAUCAAGACACAAUUGUUUUUAUCUGGAAAGGCACCAGCCAUUUUAGGAGACCGAGAAAAUGGUAACUUUUGGCCUUUCUUAUUGGGAUUGUGCUUUGGUUGAACAAGAGUGCAUCUUCUUCCCCCUGGAGUGGGAAAGGGUUGCAAAGUGGUGUGUUGUUUCAGUGAAGCAUAAUGAUUCUGUCCCAGUUUGUGGUACCCUUAGAUAUCCUGCAGGCUUACAGGGGAGGCAAAGGGUGGCCUGUUGUUUCUUGCAUGUUCCAGUAGGUGCCUCAGCCGUGUUUUACCUGGUCUAAUGCUUGUCUGCUUGCAUGGGCUACUGCAGAGCUGUGGGGGUUUGCUGAGUGAUAGUUCAUGCUUUAAAAACAAAUGUCAUCCAAGCACAUUCGUAGAGGUCAGGUGUGGCUGGAGAAAGGUGGCUAAUGAUGCAGCGUUCUUCCCCAUGAUAAAUAGCACUACACCUUUUGGGGGUAUUUUUUUAAAGCAACAGUUCUGGUGACCAUUAAAUCAGUGAGAAUUGUUCCCUUCAGUUUUGCCCAAUCUUGUAAAUCCUGGGGCAGUGGAGCUCUCAGUUAAGUACUUGAACUGUCCCAGAGGAGAGCAGCUGUUCUUUGAGCACCUCUACCAUGCAAUAUAUACACUGUGCUGGUGGAUCAGACUUACCGAUGCUUACCAAAGUGGAAAGUGCUUGGAGUUGCCCCUUUGAUGCCACUGGGGAUGGUCUCUUCCAUGCUGGGCUUACUGGGAGUUGCAAUUUCAGCAUCAAGGUAGCUUUCGUGAGCAUGGACUAAAUAUCUGAUCCACCCCAAAACAAGCCUACUGCUUAAUACGAUUGAUGUUCCCUUUUGCACUGAAUAAUACAUGCCUCUCUCAGGUAAUGUCCUUUUAUAUUUAAAAACAAACAAACAAACAAAUAGGGAUAAAAAAACACAAUGUGAGCACUACACAAGCUGUGUGUGUGUUUGCCUAAAUACUAUCUGACAGUUCCCCAAGACCUCCCUUUAAGGAAAGUAUUCACUGACUGUUUUCACAAGUAUAGUUCCACUGAGGACUCAAUGAGGUUACAUAACUUUAGGCCAAGGAUGGGGGACAGGUAGUCCUCCACAUGUUGAUGGAUUACAGCUCCCAUCAUACAUAAGCAGCAUAGCCAAUGGUGAGGGAUGAUGGGGAGGCACAGUCCAGCAACAUCUGGAAGGCCAGAUGUUUCCCUUUCCCUUUCUGUGGUUUAGGCAGUGAAUCAAUCUCUGCCACUUGAUCCUAAGCAUAUAAGUUUCAAAGUAACUUUCCACGGAACUUACCUACAGUGUUUAGAACUGCAGCGUCAGUGUAAUAUUAGUUAAAUGGCAUUUACUCUCCCUUGGAAGUUUAGCUACAGUUUGAAACAUCAAGCAUUCCUGUUUUUGUAAACACACACACACACACACACACACACACACUUUAUCUUAUUGUAAAAGAAAGGUAUUUUUAUUAGAAAAGAAUAUAUAGAAAAUGAACGGGUAUUCCCUGAAAAAUACUUUUAAGAUUAAGGAUAAAAGGAUGAUAAACUUAUUUUGAAAUAUAUAAUGUUUUAUAUGGUUUCAUUUUUAAAAGAAUUCCUGGUUUGUACUAAUAGAUUUGCAGCCAUCAGCCCUUUGUAUUACCUCACCCUCUCUGAUCCUGGCCAAGGGCUUUUUCCUGGCUAAAAGGGAGGAAAAAAUGUGGGGAGGGAUGAAGGACAAAUUUGUGAGGCUUAACUGAGCCAUUUUGUCCAAUUCUAAAGCCGUGGCAAAUGAAUACUGUAUGUAAGACGAAUGAAUAGUGGUGUAAUAAGCAGUUCAAGGUUGAUAACUGUUGCACUAAUGGAAGGCUGCUGUUUGUUAGAUAUUGAAGUGGGCCAUGUGACCACCCAUACAAAAACACAACGCUAGAGAGCUAGGGGAAAAAACCUAUCUGAAUAUAAUCAACAUAAACCCAUCCUAGAUACCUUGCUUUUAAACCUUGGCUCACGGCAGCACAUUUUAAGUAGUGCUCUUCAAAACCAAUCGCCCACAAAAUUGUACCUUGAAAGAUCGAUCUGCAAAUGAUCCUUAUUGGAAACCUCCUUGAAAAUAAUGAUGAAUGUUAAGUAUAAUCUGAUGAAGGGGAAAAAGCAUGUAAAGGUAAAUAAAUCCAGUCCAAAUUGCAUGUGAUUUGCCAAAAAUUGAAAAAAAGGGUGAUAGUGAUAUAAUUGUAUAUACUGUACAGUGUGAAAGAGGAUAAAUGUUUCUUGAGUUAUCGUUCUGUUAACCAAAGCUGUAUAUUUUUCCUAUUUCUUGCUAUCAAUCUUUACUGGGUUUUGAAUGAGUUGUUGCUCUAUCUUACAUCCACAAUCCACAUCAGCGGUUCUUAAAAUGCACUGUUUCUACUGGUUUGUCAUGCUUUUUUUCCUCCAUUUUAUUGCUGAAACUACAUGGAUUGUUGAGUUUAUUUUUACACAAUAAAGAGUGAUGAAAGACA